UGUUUUUUACAUUUACAGGCUCAUGAAAGUCUUACUGAUGGGCACUUUCCUGCCCCAGAGGAGACACUGCAGCACCUGGCAGCCCUAAGGCUGCAGUAUCUUCAUGGAGACUAUUCCAAAAUCACCUGGACCCUUGAUGGCAUUUACCCAGUGAGCAGGCUAAAAUCCAAAAUCCUGCAGUCAACAAAGAGUAGCGGCACGACCAGUCAUGCUCUGGAGAGGAGACGGACCAGCUUUCUGGAAGGAACAUUGAAACGUAGCUUCAAGACUGGCUCAGUAAAAAAGCAGAAGGUGGAAGAAGAGCAGAUGAUGGAAAUGUGGGUGAAGGAGGAGCUCUCAGCUGCUCGGGCCAGCAUAGUGCAGAAAUGGAACAAGUUGCAGGGACUGUCUCAGCACCAGGCUAUGGUGAAAUACAUGUCCAUUGUAAAGGAAUGGCCAGGCUAUGGUUCAACACUCUUUGAUGUUGAGUGUAAGGAGGGUGGAUUUCCGAAUGAUCUCUGGCUUGGAGUCAGUACAGAGAAUGUGUCUGUAUACAAACGGGGAGAUCCUAAAUCGCUGGAAACUUUCCAGUAUGAGCACAUUGUUUUCUUUGGAGCUCCGCAACCCAAUACCUUCAAAAUUACAGUGGAUGAGCGAGAGAUGUUCUUUGAAACCUCCCAGGUGGGAGAGAUAAUAAAGAUCAUGAAAGCCUACAUCAACAUGAUUGUGAAGAAACGCUGCAGUGUCAAAUCAGCUGCCAGUACGGACAGUCACACUAGCAUCUGGACUAGGUGAUGAGAAGGAACCCUUAUUCCAUUAGCCAGAGGCACUUGUUAUGUGGUGGGAGUUUACAAUUUGCCAGCAGGAUGUGUAGCAAAGAUUUUUUUUUAAGAACUUCACUUGACUGAUUCCUACAUAGAAACAAACUGAAAUCACACAUCACCACUUACAGUACCAAGGGAUUUGCACCUCAUCCUAAAGAUGUUAGUUAACAUCAAAAACUGUUAUAUUAAACGUGAACAGCCGAGAUUUGUAUUCAUCUUGGUUGUUUGAGGGACACUGUCUUAAAGAAACAAAGCCACAAGCUUCCUCUUAUCUGUCGUCUUCUGCCUUUUUCACACUUGUCUGUCACACUGUCAAAAAAAUACACAAGGAACAGUUCUGCACUAGAGGGAGCAGAAUUGAAUAGCUUUCAGUUUGUCGAAGAGCAACUGGGAUCUUGGAAUUGAGCUAAGAAAAUAUUUGUUUUAAUUUAUUUUUCAGCCAAACUUAAAGUUGCAUUCCUUUUUCCCGGAUUUUACAUUUUACCUAGUUAACCUUGUGCUGCAUCAAGUAACUUGGGUUAGACUAAAGUAUUUUGGUCCUCAGGAGCCUAAACAAUUGGUUGCCACAGCCAGAGAACAGGAAUGUGUUUGCAUGGUUCUCUCUCAAGGACAGGGGUGGGCUGUCUGAAAUGGAUCCUACUCAGGUUCAGCUCAAACUACAUUCUAAACAGCCCUGGUUGAAAAGUGAAGGGUUGUCUAUUCCUGGGGGCAUGAAUGCCAUUUAGUUGCAUUUAUAAGGAAUCAGCUGUUUCAGCCCCCACCCCCAAUUUGAGUUCAAAUUCAUCACUUUAAAUGUAGUGACUUGGGUCCUGCCAUACGAUUUAUUUACAUUUAGGCUUUUAGGAUGCCCUGGAGGGAGGGACAGUCGCCUUAGAAAAAGUGGUGGCUCUUACUAAGCAGAUGAACUACCCUUCCUUCCACUCUAGUCUAACAGGAAAGACCGCCACUCAUUCCAGCAAGAACUUCACAUGCCACUCAGUUGUAACUGGCUCCUUUACCAGUAAAGUUCCUUCCUUCCUUCCACUCCAUGGGGCUUUAGCAAAACCCAAAGAGAACAAUUUGUUGUCACAGAAAACAGGACUAGUAUAGUUGGCAUAUUUCUCCUCCCCCUAUCCCCCAACCAUUCUGCAACAUGCACACACCUGUCACUAGGCUAAGCACGUACAGGGUUGACAUUACAUUUUUUUAAACUGGAAUUUUGCCUUAAGAAGCCUUAUUGAUGAGUCUUACAAGAGCCCCUUUUUGUCACUUCCAUAAUAAACAGAUGACCAGGUGGCAACUUCAAACGGUCAGGAAAGCAGAGGAGAUAGACAAAAUAACACUGGUCACAUUGCAUAUUUGGUCAAAUACACUGAAUGGAGUCUUUUAAUAUAUUUAACCAUAGCUCUAAUUUCUCCUGCCCUACUGCUAUAGUCUAGCUCUUGGGUAGCUGCAGGCAGCUUGAACCCAGUUGGGAAUGUUAACACCCCUCACUUCUUGUUCUGACAUACUCAUUUCUAUUACAGAUUUAUUUCUGCUUUCUUUUUUUAAUUUGUAACUGGCUUUACAAAAUGAAGGUUUAAUAAAUUAUUGGCUUGCAUGGCCUGUUUUCCUUCACA
Molecule: messenger RNA, 2401 nt
Organism: Chrysemys picta bellii (western painted turtle)
Lineage: Eukaryota; Metazoa; Chordata; Testudines; Emydidae
Source: RefSeq, a predicted model, not a curated record